Molecule: messenger RNA, 2155 nt
Organism: Dryobates pubescens (Downy woodpecker)
Lineage: Eukaryota; Metazoa; Chordata; Aves; Piciformes; Picidae
Gene: VAMP1
Product: vesicle associated membrane protein 1
Exons: 5
Coding region: 434-793 (119 amino acids)
Biological process (GO): vesicle-mediated transport; SNARE complex assembly; vesicle fusion
Cellular component (GO): plasma membrane; SNARE complex
Molecular function (GO): syntaxin binding; SNAP receptor activity
Source: RefSeq, a predicted model, not a curated record
CGGCACGGCCUGUGCUCCAUGAUGGAAAACCGGACACAGGUCGGGUAACGGCGCUCCGGCCCUGCCUGACCCAAAUGGAGCGCGGCUGGCGUGGCAGCAGAGUGCCGGCGGCCGCUCAGGCCUGUCACGGAGCGGGCGCAGGAGGCGCAGCCCGGGCAGCGGAGGGCUGUGCCCCUCUGCACAGGCGCCUCACUCCGGCCGGGCCCUAGAGCGCUGAUUGGCUGUUGGAGGAAUCCAGAGGCGGUGCUGAUUUGCUGCUCCCCGCAAGUCCUUCCUGCGUCCACUUCUGAUUAGCUGGUUUGCUCUAGGGGCGGGACGCCGAGUCUUAUUAGAGCCAAGUGCCCCGCGGUACCUGUGCUGCUGUGGAGUUGUGGGCGGGAGAGGAGUCUGCCGUUACCGCGGUGUGUCCAGACGGUCCUGCUCAGGUCCUGCCAUGUCUGACCCAGCUCAGCAACCGGCUUCUGCAGCCCCUGAAGGGGAAGCCCCUGGUGGGGGCCCCCCCGAGCCACCCCCCAAUCUGACCAGCAACCGUCGGCUGCAGCAGACAGAGGCCCAAGUGCAGGAGGUGGUUGAUUUAAUGCGUGUAAAUGUAGACAAGGUGCUGGAACGAGACCAGAUACUGUCACAGCUAGAUGACCGGGCUGAUGCACUUCAGGCUGGUGCCUCACAGUUUGAAAGUAGUGCAGCAAAACUCAAAAGGAAGUAUUGGUGGAAGAACUGCAAGAUGAUGAUCAUGAUGGGAGUGAUUGGUGCCAUUGUGGUGAUGGUGAUUGCAAUCUACUUUUUUACUUGAACGUAGCUCCUUCAAUCUGCCUGUCACCUUGCCUGUUUCCUUUUGUCCCUGGAUCUUUCUUUCCCUUUCACCUAGCUUCUUCAUUUCUUUCUGUAUUGGUUUUAGUUUGUCUAGAACUCUGAAGCACUCUACUUAACAUGGUUAGAUUCUUCAACAGCUGCUGCAGCUUUAGGCAGGGUCAUCUGAGUUGAGAGGAAGGGGAAGUAGAGGAAGGGCAGGUAGCUGUUGCUCCUGCUUUUCUGCAAGCAAUUUUUACAGUUUAAUUUCAUGGGAGCUUGUCAAAUGAUGCCUGGGUGAAUUCUAAGAAAAUAAGAAUGCCUUAAAACAGUGCCUUUGGGAAUGAAGGACUUGAGCAUGUGUGAUGCUUUAGUGUUCUGCCUAAAAGGAGUGGCAAGCAUGGCUUGAGCUUUUUGCUGAGCUGCUGAAAUAAAGGCAGGUUUGCGCUGCUCAGUUGCGGUGAGCCAUCUGACUAAGCUGGAUGUACUGAUGUAGAUUCCUCUAGUCAUGGAGAGGUGAGCACUUCAGUUAUUUUUUGCUGCUUGUCCUGAUUUUCAGUGGACUUGCUGUCUGAAUGUGGCCAUUUUGGUUACAUUAAAGGAGAACCUACAUGAUUACCUCAGUCAAGUGCAACAGACUAAACACAGUGAAGUGCAAGUUUUGCUGCUGUCUAAAAGGCAGUGCUGGGAGUAAAACCUCCUGCCAGAAGGAACAAAAGAACAACAGUAAGGAAUCUGGUGGGGGGGGUGCUGUCAAAUAUUCCUUUCAUCUAUGCAGACACAAGCCAGGAUCCUGUGGCUUUUUACUGUCUUGUAGCUUUCUGCAAGUCCUUGGGGGUAGUGGUGAAAUGGGAAUGUGUUUUGUGUUAGUGGGCUGAAUGUCAAAAGAAGUCUACUGCAGAGCAGAUGCAGGUGAAGGAGAUUGGAGGUAUUCCAGAUAAUCCAGUGAGUGGCUUGGUCAGUUUCAAGAAUACCUUUCCUGUUUCCAUUGCCACAAAGUCCUAACUUUCAGCAGGAGUUAGAAAAUACUUGGAAUGGUUAGCUAGAGAUUCAAAUGCUGCUCUGGGUAUGGGUAUUGCAAAGCAACAGCAGAUGUCCCAGUUUAGCUCUCUAGAGAUCGUGCCUGUCAAACUGAAAUCCUACUUGCCAUGGGCUCUCUUCAGUUUGGUGGUCUCCACUGGAAGCAAACUUGCAGUCUGGAAAGCUGUGUCUUUCUGUAAGCAAGCCCCUUGUUCUUUUCUUGUCAGAAAUAACAAGUGAUCAGCUGCUUGAAUGUGGUGCCAUACAUGAGGCUAAAUGAGCUGCCCUGCUCCUCAGUUUCUGCAGAGUUUUGAGGGAUGUGCAUCUUGGUUUGAUAUUUUUUUGU